This is a messenger RNA of Phragmites australis (common reed), 1173 nucleotides long. RefSeq lists its product as uncharacterized. Bases 1 to 1173 code for a protein of 390 amino acids. The record is from RefSeq and is a predicted model, not a curated record. Lineage: Eukaryota; Viridiplantae; Streptophyta; Magnoliopsida; Poales; Poaceae. The transcript is spliced from 3 exons.
AUGGCGCUAUGCGCCAAUCCUGACCGGGUGGCGAUUCAGGCGAAGCUGUCGGAGUUUGACGCCCAGGGGUUGGUCGACCGGCUGGGGCACCGUAGUCCCGGGACCAUCGAGACCCCCGGGGUGGACGCGGCAUCCGGCGAGGAGGCUGCAAGCGAUCCGGCGCAGACUGGGGGCCCGGGCGCCGCAAGCGGCAAGCUGCAGGCCAGCAGUAGGGCUGCUGCGAGCAGCAGCCGCCGCACCGAAGGAGGAGGCACCGCCGGCAGCAGGGCAGCAACGGCGCUGGAGGAUCGGGGAAAGCACCCCCGGCUCUUUAUUCCUGUGGAGUCCCCACCGACGCCAUUGCCAGGCGAGGGGGGAAGCCGGGAUGACCAGUCGUCCAGCGCGGGGCCGUCUGCAGGGGCGGCAUCUGCCGUUCUGGAACCGCACUUUGGUCUGCUUGGGCCCGAUUCGGCGCCCGGAGAUGACGCGGCGGGCCCACAGAGCUCCCGGCGGAAGAGAAGGAGGGAGGACUCCGGGCCAACGCCAUCGAGCCCGGAGUUUAGGAUUCUGGCAGCAAGGUGGCAGUAUCGAAGACCCACAGCCACGCCGCCUACGGGCGCCGCCGAGAACCAGGGGCGGUUAGAGGCAUCGAGGCCGGCACCAGCCCGCGAGCCAAGCGCGCCCGAGCCGAGUGCAUCGGCGGAGCCAGGGCUGGCGAGCGCGGCGACGAAGCCAGGGCUAGCGGGGGCGAUGGAGCCGGGGCCGGCGGACGCGGCGGCCGAGACAGAAACGCAACCGCCGCCCGAGCGUUCGGCGCCGUCCGAGCCCGCCCCGAGCGCGCUGAGCGCGGGGCGGCUUACCGCAGCUUGGCGCGUUUUCGACUACCGCCUUGCCGCGGCGCGCGCCGCCAACGAGGGCGAGCAGCAUGCUAUGGAUAAGGGGCGGAAGGCCUUGGAGGAGGCCCGCGCAGAGGUCACACGGGAGCGGAAGACUCUGGAAGACGCCCGCGCGGAGCUCGCGCGGGAGCGCGAAGACGCCGCCCGCCUGGCCGAGGCAUCGUGGCAGCAGGCUGCCGGGGCCCUCGCCAGGGAGCGGCAGGCGCAGGAGCGGGAGGAGGCGGCCGUGAACCGCGAGAGGGCAGGAGAGGCCCUCCAGGCUGACCUAGCCCGUCAGAAGGACGAUGUCACAUCCUGA